AUGGAGGGGAAGUCUGGGCUUUGGCCGCGGCGCGGGGUUCGGGCGCAUCCCAAAUCCAGUCCCUCUGUGGAACUUCUAAACACCUUUUAUUAGUAGAAACAUUAUUUCCUACAAAAUGAAGUCAACAUCUUAAUUUAAACCAGCAUUUGUGUGGUUCUGAUUUACCUACAAUGGUUCAUAAAGCUUGAGAUCUCAGGAGUACAGGGUCUUUUGCGAUGACAAUAUGACUAAUAGCAAAGGAAGAUCUAUUACUAAUAACACAAGUAGUGGUCCAAGUAGUGGAGGAGGUUUAGUAGACUGGACUUUAGGCUUAAAUACAAUUCAGUCUGAUAAGUUUUUAAACUUGUUGUUGAGUAUGGUUCCAGUAAUUUAUCAGAAAAACCAGGAAGAUAGGCACAAGAAAGCAAAUGGCGUUUGGCAAGAUGGAUUAUCAACAGCAGCACAGACUUUUAGCAAUCGAUCUGAGCAGCACAUGGAGUUUCACAGUUUCUCAGAGCAGCCUUUUCAUGGCAAUAAUGGGCACACACCCACAAGCUGUAGCCCCAAGUAUGAUGACUAUGCCGACUACAAUUACUGUGAUGGAAGGGGCACUGCAGAAGCUGCUUCCAUGUUGCAGAAUGAAGACGCAUCUAGUGAUGGGGAUGAAGACGCCAUUGUGGAGGCAAACCAGAAAUCACCCAAGGAAUCCAGCGGUGUCAUGGCGCUGCAAAUACUGGUACCAUUUCUGCUAGCUGGUUUUGGAACAGUGUCAGCAGGCAUGGUUUUGGAUAUAGUGCAGCACUGGGAGGUAUUCAAAAAGGUAACAGAAGUUUUCAUUUUAGUUCCUGCACUUCUUGGUCUCAAAGGGAACUUGGAAAUGACAUUGGCAUCCAGAUUAUCUACUGCAGUAAAUAUUGGGAAGAUGGAUUCGCCCAUUGAAAAGUGGAACCUCAUAAUUGGCAACUUGGCUUUAAAGCAGGUUCAAGCGACAGUGGUUGGUUUUCUAGCAGCUGUGGCGGCGGUGAUCCUGGGCUGGAUUCCGGAGGGGAAGUACUACCUCGACCAUUCCAUACUUCUGUGUUCCAGCAGUGUAGCCACUGCUUUCAUUGCGUCUCUUCUACAAGGAAUAAUAAUGGUUGGCGUUAUCGUUGGUUCAAAGAAGACUGGCAUAAAUCCUGAUAACGUUGCUACCCCCAUUGCCGCUAGUUUUGGCGACCUCAUAACUCUUGCCAUAUUAGCCUGGAUAAGUCAGGGUUUGUACUCCUGUCUUGACAACUAUUACUACAUUUCUCCAUUAGUUGGUGUCUUUUUCUUGGCUCUAACUCCUAUCUGGAUUAUAAUAGCUGCUAAACAUCCAGCCACAAGGACAGUUCUCCACUCGGGCUGGGAGCCUGUCAUAACAGCUAUGGUUAUAAGUAGCAUUGGGGGCCUUAUUCUGGACACAACCGUAUCUGAUCCAAACUUGGUUGGGAUUGUUGUUUACACGCCAGUUAUUAAUGGUAUUGGUGGUAAUUUGGUGGCCAUUCAGGCUAGCAGGAUUUCUACCUACCUCCAUUUACAUAGCAUUCCAGGAGAACUGCCUGAUGAACCCAAAGGUUGUUACUACCCAUUUAGAACUUUUUUUGGACCAGGAGUGAAUAAUAAGUCUGCUCAGGUUCUCCUGCUUCUCGUGAUUCCUGGACAUUUAAUUUUCCUCUACACUAUUCACUUGAUGAAAAGUGGUCACACUUCUUUAACUGUGAUCUUCAUUGUGGUGUACUUAUUUGCUGCUGUACUACAGGUGUUUACCUUGCUGUGGAUUGCUGACUGGAUGGUGCAUCACUUCUGGAGGAAAGGGAAGGACCCGGAUAGCUUCUCCAUCCCCUACCUGACGGCAUUGGGUGACCUGCUUGGGACAGCUCUUUUAGCCUUAAGUUUUCAUUUUCUUUGGCUUAUUGGAGAUCGAGAUGGGGACGUUGGAGACUAAUAAAUCCUACAAACUGUUCUCAAGUCCCAGCAAGGAAAACACAAGACAACCACGUAUGACUCUUUUUCAAAAAUCUUAAAUCAGUAGUUGACUUCUACCAGGGUAAUCUUUAGUUGGCCCUGAUUCAAUUAAAUGGCCUUAACAUUUUUUUAAGGAAUUUGUGUUAAAACCAGAAUGAACAGUAUUUGUGCUGCUUUUCAUAGAAUAAAUGGUAAUUUGACAUAGAUGUAGACACACGCUCAAGCUCUGAAAUUAAUUAAAUAGGAAAGAAUAUAAGAUGUUUACAGUGAAUAAUUAAAAAUCACUGAUGUAGCAGAAAUGUAAUUUAUUAUUGUUUAACUUAAUAAUACCAGAUUUGAGGAAACUGAGUUCUACUUCAGCCUGUCUUGUCUCAAAGAUGUGUUGUCCUGCAAAUCCUACUAUAAAAUGAAAAGGACCAAAACCAAGCCUUUAAUAGUUUUAACUAUGCCCAUCUCUCUGCUAGCUGAGGAUAAAUGAUCAGCUAUUAGCUCCCAACCUGACUUAAAUAUGUUCUGCUGAGCAUAAGAUAAACUUACUUUUCCCUGUGCCAGUGUGAAUUUAACUUCAGCUCUGUAAGGUCUUGGUAGGCUAGCCUUGAAACACAGAAUGACCUCGAGAGAUCUUUAAAGAAAGCAGUGGGUCAUAUUUAACCAUUGUUUCAGUGAAAGAAUUUUGAUCUUUCUAAGAAGACUGAAUAGUCAAAACCAGAAGAUAAACUGGGAUGCAUUUGUAGGGACAGGAUGGUGUAAGAAAUUGUGUGUGUGUGUGUGUG
This is a messenger RNA of Enhydra lutris kenyoni (northern sea otter), 2738 nucleotides long. Its product is annotated as solute carrier family 41 member 2. Gene Ontology annotation, molecular function: monoatomic cation transmembrane transporter activity. Bases 224 to 1945 code for a protein of 573 amino acids. The record is from RefSeq and is a predicted model, not a curated record. Gene Ontology annotation, cellular component: plasma membrane. Gene Ontology annotation, biological process: monoatomic cation transport. Lineage: Eukaryota; Metazoa; Chordata; Mammalia; Carnivora; Mustelidae. The transcript has 11 exons.